AACCUUCUGCAAGUCUUGACAUUCAGAAUACAACUAGCAAAAUCAUUGUUCUGAUAUUGGUGUCCUCCCACAACCAAACCAUGUACAGAGUUGCGAGCGCAUCGGAGUACCUUGUGAUCACCGGCGUUGGGAUCUCUGAUAUCAAAAUCGCAAAGAAAGCAUGGAUUCUUCCUGGCCAAUCCUACACCGUGUUUGACGUCUCCCCAGUGAACUACACCUUUGAGGUGCAGGCCAUGAGCGCCGAGAAGCUCCCUUUUGUCCUUCCUGCCGUCUUCACCAUCGGCCCUCGUGUCGAUGACGAGUCUAGCCUCCUCAAGUACGCCAAGCUCAUCUCCCCUCACGACAAGCUCUCUCACCACGUUAAAGAACUCGUUCAGGGCAUCAUCGAAGGGGAGACUAGAGUUUUGGCGGCUUCCAUGACCAUGGAGGAGAUUUUCAGAGGGACCAAAGAGUUUAAGCAGGAAGUGUUUGAGAAAGUCCAGCUUGAGUUGAACCAGUUUGGGCUGUUGAUCUACAACGCAAAUGUUAAGCAGCUGGUUGACGUGCCGGGGCACGAGUAUUUCUCAUAUUUGGGCCAGAAAACUCAGAUGGAAGCCGCCAAUCAGGCCAGAGUCGAUGUUGCAGAGGCCAGGAUGAAGGGAGAGAUUGGUGCAAAGCUGAGGGAAGGGCAGACUCUUCAAAAUGCAGCCAAAAUCGACGCGGAGACGAAGAUCAUAUCCACCCAGAGGCAGGGAGAUGGAAAGAAAGAGGAAAUAAAGGUAAGGACAGAGGUAAAGGUGUAUGAGAAUGAGAAGGAGGCGGAGGUGGCUGAGGCCAACUCUGAGCUGGCUAAAAAGAAGGCGGGGUGGGCUAAGGAGGCGCAGGUGGCGGAGGUGGAGGCUAAUAAGGCGGUGGCUUUGAGGGAAGCUGAGCUGCAGAGGCAGGUGGAGCAGAUGAAUGCGUUGACGCAGACAGAGAAGCUUAAGGCUGAAUUUUUGAGCAAAGCUAGCGUUGAGUAUGAGACAAAGGUGCAAGAGGCGAAUUGGGAGCUUUACAAGAAACAAAAAGCUGCGGAAGCAUACCUGUACGAAAAGGAGAAAGAGGCAGCAGCUCAGAAAGCGGGAGCAGAGGCUGCUUUUUACGGGCGGAAACAGAUAGUUGAUGGAGAAUUGUAUGCGAAGAAGAAGGAAGCGGAAGGGCUGAUAGCGGUGGCAGAAGCUCAGGCUACAUACAUACGCACACUUCUUGAAGCAUUGGGAGGAAACUAUGGGGCUCUGAGGGACUACUUGAUGAUCAGUGGUGGGAUGUAUCAAGAAAUAGCCAAGAUCAAUGCUGAGGCUGUGCGUGGGCUGCAGCCCAAGAUCAGCAUUUGGACAACAACUGGUGAGCAAGAGAGUGGUGCAGGUGCAAUGAAAGAAGUAGCAGGGGUUUACAAGAUGCUACCGCCGCUAUUCCAGACUGUGCAGGAGCAAACUGGGAUGCUGCCCCCAACAUGGAUGGCCAAAUUGCCUAAUCAUGAGAAUUGAAUGAGGACUCUCCUACACCUACUUACCUGCUCCUACAGAUUAAUUAUUAUUAAUACUAGUGCUGCUGCUUGUUUGCUCUC
Molecule: messenger RNA, 1585 nt
Organism: Sesamum indicum (sesame)
Lineage: Eukaryota; Viridiplantae; Streptophyta; Magnoliopsida; Lamiales; Pedaliaceae
Product: flotillin-like protein 4
Cellular component (GO): plasma membrane raft; plasma membrane
Source: RefSeq, a predicted model, not a curated record